AAUUUUGUCCUCGAAUAAAUUAACCGUUUGGACUCAUCAGUCCAUUACGAGAAACACAGUUAAAUAUCUUGAUUUAGCGAUAGUUUGGAAUUUCAUAUGGGUUGUCUUGAAACUAAUCAUCUUCUCACGACAGAAUGUCAGAAGGAGACAGCGUCGGUGAUUCGAUCCAUGGGAAACCGUCAACGGUUGGACGCUUUUUCACAAGACUUGGCCAGGUCUAUCAGUCAUGGUUGGACAAGUCAACACCAUUCGCUAUUGUGCGGUGGGGCGCCACACUCUUACUAACUGCCAUCUACAUGAUCAGAGUGUAUAUUCUACAGGGAUGGUACAUAGUCACAUAUGCUCUGGGCAUCUAUCACCUCAACCUGUUCAUUGCUUUCCUGUCGCCAAAAGUGGACCCAUCUCUGCUUGAUGACGGAGACGAGGGUCCGGCGUUGCCUACCAAGCAGAAUGAGGAGUUCCGGCCUUUUAUUAGGAGACUACCUGAAUUCAAGUUCUGGCAUUCGGCAACGAAAGGCAUCGUCAUUGCAAUGAUUUGCACGUUCUUUGAAGCCUUCAACGUGCCAGUGUUCUGGCCUAUACUGGUUAUGUACUUCAUCAUGCUCUUUUGUAUCACCAUGAAGAGGCAGAUCAAGCACAUGAUCAAGUACAGAUACCUGCCCUUCACUCACGGAAAGAGAACAUACAGAGGCAAGGAAGACAUCACAGGGAAACCAUUUGCUAGUUAGAAUCACCCAAUGGGUCCCCCACCUGUAAUUAAACUAAUUGAUGAGGAAUGGUGCGUAAAAGGGGUCGGCGAGGGGUUUUGGUUUAUUUUCUUUUGUUCAUAUAUAUAUAUUUCUUUUUUAUGAGACGGGUAAAUGGGAGGUGAAAGAGUUUUGAUCCAUGCUGACAGUGUUUGGUUGUGGACAGCCCCUAUGAUUGGGCGAGACCAUCACGCUGCCUUUUGAUUGGACUGUGGGCCAUAAAGGGUUUUCUGCGGGCUGCUCUGGGGUGUGCUCUGUGCCUCUCUGGGUGGUGGGGGAGGGGAGGGGAGGGGGUGGGGUCUUUGCCUUCUGACCCUGCGGGGUGGUAAGUAUUUGCUAUUGUAGUUGGGGGACGCCAGGUAUUCUGCAGCAUCGUAGUUCCUAGUCAUUAAGAUCACCCCCUCAACACUUUCCACUCCCCCCCCCCCCCCCCCCCCCCCAGAUCUGAUAGACCUUACGGGUUCUACCCAGUGGUAGAGGUGCUUGCAGGUGUCAUAGCAACCCUAUCUUCAUCAGAAUGGAAAUUCUUAAGUUCUAGAACUUGAUUUUGCUUGACAUCCACCGAGCUUCAUGACUCCGCUCUCCUUCAUAACUGCCUCAACAACUCUGUUGUGGAUCCACCUGUAAACCAGCAAACUGUCUCAAUGAAAAAUUCCUUCAGAUCUCACUGCAGUAACUUUGCCUUGUGGGUGGAAGAGGAUCUGUGGGUGUGGAGAGCACUAGUGCUUCAUACUUUUAUUUGAAAACAAUGUCACAUGCCAAUAUAUAUAUAAAUAUAUAUAUUAUAUGAAUGCUUGUGUGUAGAUGAAGGCUCUUGGGAAAUGUAGUCUAACACCUUUAGCAGUAUUUGAAUGUGUAUAUAUUUUUUGUUUGUUUGCCCGCCCCCCCCACUACCUCCUUCACAGUUGUAGUGUGUAACGCACAACCCGAGCGCUCUCCCUCCUCCCCUUCAGUCCACGUUAAUUUAGAUGUGAUGGUGAUGAGAUGGAUUAGCAGAACAAAAAAGAAUAAAUGAUUUAAAAGGAUUCAUUCCAAUGCAUUGUACUAUGUUAACUCACCGUAGUAGUUCUGUUUGUAUGAAUAUGUGACAAGAGUUUAAUCAUUCCAAACAAAAAUGUUGUUUCUUGUCUCUCUUCUCUUGCAGAGGACACAUGAACAUUGAGUGGUUUAUUAUUACAAAUGGACGGAGUGGGUUGAAACCUGAUUUUUUUUUUUUUUUUUUUUGUCCUUUUUUUUGGAAGGGGCGGGGGGUUGUUGGUAUGGGACUUGUGAGCUGAGGAUCGCAUUCUAACAGCUAAUGUAGAUUUUUUUAAAAACCACAGUUUUCCUGGAGGAGAGAAAAAAAUAAUCCACACUGUAGUUAAGGAUCAAAGCAUUUUUCCUCUGCUAGUGCAUCAUGUUUUUAAGGGUUGUUUUCAGGAUUUAUACAUAAAUAUAUUUUAAAGAUUAAUUUUUUGUUCUUAAGACAUGCUGUUUUCCAAGUGUUAAAUCAACUGUGUCAUAUUAAACCAAUCAAAACGAAAUGGAAAAAAACAUUGGAUACAAGAUUUGUAAAUUGUUUCUCAUGGAAGAAAUUGCAUGUGGUUGGUUUUCUUGUGCCGUUGACCAGAACAGAAAAAAAAAAGAUUUUAAUAACUCAAAAGUGUAAUUUUUAUCACUCCAAAUGCUAUUAAAACAAUGGUGUCUCCUCA
This is a messenger RNA of Sardina pilchardus (European sardine), 2437 nucleotides long. It is a transcript of the gene rer1, whose product is annotated as retention in endoplasmic reticulum sorting receptor 1. Gene Ontology annotation, cellular component: Golgi membrane. Gene Ontology annotation, biological process: retrograde vesicle-mediated transport, Golgi to endoplasmic reticulum; protein retention in ER lumen. The record is from RefSeq and is a predicted model, not a curated record. The transcript is spliced from 7 exons. Bases 135 to 728 code for a protein of 197 amino acids. NCBI's taxonomy places the organism in Eukaryota, Metazoa, Chordata, Actinopteri, Clupeiformes, Clupeidae.